AUGGGGGAUCAAGACCCUAGAUGGGAUUUUUUCCAAGACUUUACGUUACGAACACUCAAUCUCAAAGCCGACAAGUGGGGCAAGCUCGUCGGCAAUGACGAUCAAAAGCAGUUAAUCCUCGAUUUCCUCGAGAAGAAGGACAAACUCUGGCUCAUUAUUACCGCUCAGGGAUCUGGUGCGCUCACUGCUUCCGAAAUCCCCCCUGAGAGCUCAAAGACCAAGGGCGUCUUCUUCUUCAAGCGCGAGGAAAAAACCAUUCCAAAAGAUAAAAUCGCCGAAUUGGUCUCCUUUGGUGACCUCUCCCAAAUUCCACUUGACCAUCUUUCCUCGUUCGUUGACGAUGUCGUCGAUGGCAUCCUCUCAUACAAUGACAACUUCGCUACAUGGCCCUCUGUCGUCUCCAGUGACGUCCAAGCUCAUGUUCACAAGCUCAAAUCUGAGGUUUAUGAAAUCAGCGGCAGUGUCAAAGGACGAACUCUGCUUCCAAUGCCAGCUGGAGUUGAAAAUGUAAGCAGCGACGGCGAUCUCUCGCACGUUCUCCACAAAAUCGAAGGAAUCAUCAUCAAAUGGACUCAUCAAGUAAAGAGCGUUUUGGAGCUCAAAUCGGGACAGGCACUUAUCGACGGAAAAAAUCCAGGUCCCCAAGAAGAAUUGAAAUUCUGGGCUGAUCUUUCAUCAAAUCUCAACUGUAUUUACGAGCAACUCGUCUCCUCCAAAGUCAAGAAAAUGGGUCGCAUCCUCAAGGAAAAAGACUCAUCGUACUUCCAGUCGCUCAUCGCUAUGUACGACGAUGUGCGCAUUCACCUCGAAGAAGCUCGCGACAUUUCCAUGCAUUUGAAGCCACUCAACUCCUUGUUGGACGAUAUCGAACAAACUGACAUGUCAGAAGUCGAAAGAAAACUCUCUGCGCUGUACCAUCUUAUCGCCCUGAUCUGGCGAUCAUGCGACUACUACAGAACACCCGCGCGAGUUGUCGUCCUCCUGCAAGAAGUCUGUAACUUCAUCAUCGAAAUCACGAAGACCUUCCUCGACCCUGAAAACAUCUUGAAAGGAGAGCUUGACGAAUCCUUCGAACAAGUCAAAAUCGCACAGAAAGUCCUCACCGACUUCAAGCGGCUGUACUUUGAAUAUCGCGAAAAAUUGCCCACCUACUUCACUGAUGGCGCCGAGCCUGUUCUUUGGGACUUCCGACCCGUCCUUGUCUUCCACCGAUUUGACCGCUUCGCUAAGCGUGUCGACCUUCUUGCUGAGUUCUUCCAAUCCUCACUGAUGCUGAUGAAUUUGGAGAAGGAACUUCACAAAAAAAUGUCAGAAACCACUUUUGACCCUCUUGACCCAGAUGAUAAUCAAUUCGGAGGUCUUUACGCAAUGUUCAAAGACAAACUUUACGAUAUGGACCGACGACUUGCAUCGAUUCUUUGCCAGGCCUUCGACGACUGCGCUAGUGUCGACCAGAUGUUCAAGCUUCUUGCCAUCGCUGGCAACUUGAUCGAACGACCAGUUAUCGCCGAAGACUUCAAUCCUAAGUACAAGAUUCUUCUUGAAACUUUCGAUGAAGAACUCAACACUUGCAAAGAAAUUUACGACUGCUGCUAUGAAGACCCACCUCUUCAUAAGAAUCAACCUCCAACCGCUGGCAAACUCAAGUGGGCAAAUGAGCUUCUUCGACGAAUUCAAGAGCCAAGAGAUCGAUUCAAUUUGGUUGACACUCCUCUCGUCCGAACUGAAGACGCUCAGAUCAUUUUCAAAAAAUUCGAGCAGAUGGUUGACCUCAUCAAAGAAUUCAAAAAGGAAACGUACGCAAAAUGGAUCGCUACCGUCGACGACGAUUGUCAGUUCAAUUUGUCGAAGCCUCUUCUCGAGCGUGAUGCUGAAACGAAUCUCAUCUCAGUCAAUUUCAACCCCAAGUUGGAAGCUGUUCUCCGCGAAGUCCGCUACUUGAACUUCAUGGGCGAGGAGACCAUUCCUGACUCCGCAGCCAAGCUUUACGAAAAGCACGACAUCUUCCGACAGUGGAUGUCUUCUCUUCGACAGACAGUCCACUGGUACAACAAAGUUCGAAAGACUGUCUUGGAAGUGGAAUUCCCUCUUAUCUCAUCGCAACUGGACGAGAUUGAUCAAAAACUCAACCAGGGUGAAACCACUCUCGACUGGUCAGGCGACGUCUACGCUUACAUCACUGAAAUCUACAACGCCGUUUCCGAUCUUGAAAUUCGAGUUCAAAAGGCCAAGGAUAAUGUCAUCAAGAUCCAAGACAUCAUGGAUGUUUGGGCUCAAAGUCCUAUCUUCGAAAGAAAACACGAUUCGAAAGAACCUGGCCUUCUCAACCUCGGCGAUCGAGCUGAUCGACUCAAGAAACGUUACGACGCUAUUACAGCUGAUGGUCAGAUGAUCCACAGUCUCAUCACUGAAAAUGUUGGUUUCUUCAAAGCUUCUGAAGAUUCCGACGAAUGGAAAGCGUACAAAGAAUACAUUGAUGAGAUGGUCAUCGAUGGUUUCUUCAACGGCAUUAUCACUUCUCUUGAAUUCAUGCAAGAAAACAUGUGCAAGGAGGUCUCACCAUUCUUUGCUUCUGAACUUGAAUUGCGAUCGCCCGACAUGGUCUUCCAACCAUCUCUUGACGAAAAGGUGCACAAUGGCUUCUACGAUCUCAUUGAAGGUCUUCUAGCUGACAUUUACCACAUUGCAUCUCUCGUCACCCGAGUUGCAGGAGAAGACAAUUACCAGAACUUGAUGGAAGAUAAUGAUAUGCUCAACGAUCUUCGCAGCGAUAUCAUGGGCCGAGUCACGAAGGUCAUGAACGACGCCAACAAUUUCUGCGACAACUUUGAAGUCUACUCUAAUCUCUGGAUUGACGAUCGACAGGAAUUCCUCAACCAGUUCCUUACCUACGGUCACAUUCUCACCCAAGAAGAGAUCGAAGCGCACGGAGCCGAAGGUGUUCCAGAAAAUCCACCAGAGCUCAGCCAGUUCAAAGAACAAAUCGACUCUUACGAAGAUCUUUACUCUCAAGUCUCGGCAUUCUCUGCUAUUGAAAUCUUUGAUGGUUGGUUCCGAGUCUCGAUCAAGCCUUUCAAACAGUCUCUCCUCAACAUCAUCAAGAAAUGGUCUUACAUGUUCAAGGAGCACCUUAUCAGACACAUCGAAAACUCUCUUGCCGAUCUUCAAGAAUUCAUCGUCAAGACCGACGAAGGACUCAAGAGCGAAGUCGUUGAGGGUGACUUUGACGGAUUGGUCAACAUCAUGGGCUACAUCAUUGCUUGUAAAGACCGUAUCGAAUCUACCGACAAUAUGUUUGCUCCAUUGAAGGCAACCAUCGAGCUUCUUAAAACUUACAACCACGAAAUGCCGGAAUCUGUCUACAAACAGCUCUCGGAUCUCCCAGAAAAAUGGAACAACACCAAAAAGAUCAUGGUCUCGACCAAACAAGAAGUUGCUCCUCUGCAAGCAGUCGAAAUGGCUGACAUUCGAAAGAAAUGUGCUGCCUUUGACGUUAAGCAAUACGAACACCGAGAAGUCUUCCGAAAGCUUCCUAUGUUCCAGUUCUCUUGUGACGCACCAUAUGAUGAGAUCAACAUUGCCAACAGAGAACUCAAUGCUAUGGAAGAAUACAUGGCUCAGCUUAGCCAAAACGCCAAUCUCUUCGAGGUGAAUGUUCCUGAGUUCAAACAGCUCAAACAAUCGCGAAAAGAUAUCGGUCUCGUCAAGGAAGUUUGGGAUCUUACCAACAUCGUUACAUCGUCAAUGACUGAAUGGAAAAAAACCCUUUGGGCUGACAUCAAUGUAGAAACUAUGGAAACUGACACGAAGAGAUUCGCGAAAGAUAUCCGAAAAGUCGACAAAGAAGCACGAUCAUGGGAUGUGUUCAACGGCCUUGAAACUGCUGUCAAGAAUAUGAUCACUUCUCUACGAGUUGUCGGUGAGCUCCAGAAUCCAUCCAUUCGAGAUCGACAUUGGCAUCAGCUCAUGAACGCCACUGGCGUCCGAUUCACUAUGGACGAGAAAACUAAUCUCAACGAUCUUCUCAAGCUCAAUCUGCACGAGUUUGAAGACACUGUCCGAGAAAUUGUCGACAAAUCCGUCAAAGAAUUGGGUAUGGAGAAGAUGCUUCAAGAUCUCGAGGCCACCUGGUCAGUCAUGGUCUUUGAAACCGAUGAGCACACUCGAACCAAAACUAUUCUUAUCAAGUCAACCGAAGAACUUGUUGAAACUCUUGAAGACAACCAAGUUCAGCUCCAAAACUUGAUGACAUCGAAAUACAUUGCUCACUUCCUCGAGGAAGUCUCUGGAUGGCAGAAGAAACUCUCGACUACUGAUUCCGUUAUGACAAUCUGGCUUGAAGUCCAGCGAACCUGGUCUUACUUGGAGUCAAUUUUCAUCGGCUCUGAAGAUAUUCGUCGACAGCUUCCCGAAGAUUCUCAGCGUUUCGAUGGAAUCGACAAGGAUUUCAAAGCUUGCAUGGAAGACGCAAAGUCAAAUCUCAACGUUGUCUACGCUACUAACAAGGCUGGCCUUUAUGAACAACUCGAGUCAAUGCAAGAUCGACUUACACUUUGUGAGAAAUCUCUUGCUGAGUACCUUGAGACCAAACGAUUGGCUUUCCCUCGAUUCUAUUUCGUCUCUUCUACAGAUCUUUUGGAUAUUCUUUCCAAUGGAAACAACCCAAGAGUCAUCGCUGGUCAUCUUGCAAAACUGUUCGAUAAUACCACCGAUUUGAAGUUUGCAAGUGACACCUCCAAAAUGGCCGUUGGUAUGUACUCCUCUGAGCGAGAAUAUGUCGAUUUCAACGAAGAGUGCGAUUGCGAUGGACAAGUUGAGAUCUGGCUCAACAGAGUUAUGGCUAGUAUGAGAGCAACCAUUCGAGCUCUUCUUUCUGAUGCUGUUCAAACUUACGAAGAAAAACCUCGAGAAAAAUGGCUGUUCGACUACGCCGCGCAAGUCUCUCUUACUGUCACGCAAAUUUGGUGGACAACUGAAGUCGGUCUGGCUUUCGGUCGACUUGAAGAAGGUUAUGAAAACUCGAUGAAGGACUACAGCAAGAAACAGAUUCAGCAGCUCAACAAUCUCAUCACUCUUCUUCUCGGUGACUUGACCAAGGGUGAUCGACAGAAGAUUAUGACUAUCUGUACCAUUGAUGUGCACGCUCGAGAUGUCGUCCUUGGUUUGAUUGCAAACAAGACUGAAAAUUCUCAGGACUUCAUUUGGCAGCGACAGCUUCGAGCUCGAUGGGCUGAUGCCGAAGGCCAUGCAUACAUCAACGUCUGUGAUGCCCAGUUCUUGUAUUCUUAUGAAUACCUUGGUAACACUCCUCGACUCGUCGUCACUCCUCUUACCGAUAGAUGCUACGUUACCCUUACGCAGUCACUUCACUUGAUCAUGGGUGGUGCUCCUGCUGGUCCCGCUGGUACCGGAAAGACCGAAACAACCAAGGAUCUUGGUCGAGCUCUCGGUAUCAUGGUCUACGUCUUCAACUGUUCCGAACAGAUGGAUUACAAAUCCGUCGGUGCCAUUUACAAGGGUCUCGCACAGGCUGGUGCCUGGGGAUGCUUCGAUGAGUUCAACCGAAUUUCCGUCGAAGUGUUGUCUGUCAUCGCCGUCCAGGUCAAAUGUAUCCAGGAUGCCAUUCGAGACAAGAAAGAACGAUUCAUCUUUGAAGGAUGCGAUAUCAGCCUUGUCCCGUCCGUUGGUAUUUUCAUUACUAUGAACCCUGGUUACGCCGGUCGAACGGAAUUGCCAGAAAACUUGAAGGCCCUUUUCCGACCAUGCGCUAUGGUCGUCCCCGAUUUCGAGUUGAUUGCCGAAAACAUGUUGCUUGCUGAAGGUUUCUUGGACGCCAAGUAUUUGGCGAAGAAGUUCAUCACACUUUACACUCUUUGCAAAGAAUUGCUUUCCAAGCAAGAUCAUUACGAUUGGGGUCUCCGAGCUAUCAAGUCUGUCCUCGUCGUUGCUGGUGCCCUCAAGCGAUCUGAUCGUGGCCGACCUGAAGAUGAGGUUCUCAUGAGAGCCCUUCGAGAUUUCAAUGUUCCCAAGAUCGUCACUGAUGAUAUGCCCGUCUUCCUUGGUCUUAUCGGUGAUCUUUUCCCAUCAAUGGAUGUCCCAAGAAAGCGUCUUCCAGAACUCGAGGCGAUGGUCAAACAAUCCGUCACAGAUCUCAAGCUUCAGGCCGAAGACUCCUUCUGCCUCAAGGUCGUCCAGCUCGAGGAAUUGCUCAACGUCCGUCACUCCGUUUUCGUCAUCGGUAACGCCGGUACUGGUAAAUCGAAGAUUCUUGCUUCACUCCAAAAGACAUACGCAAAUAUGAAACGAAAACCAGUCUGUGUUGAUUUGAACCCCAAGGCCGUCACAAACGAUGAGCUUUUCGGUGUUAUUAAUCCAGCCACUCGAGAAUGGAAAGAUGGUCUCUUCUCUUGCAUCAUGCGAGAUAUGGCUCUCAUCGCUCACGACGGUCCAAAAUGGAUUCUCCUCGAUGGUGAUAUCGAUCCUAUGUGGAUUGAGUCUUUGAAUACUGUUAUGGACGAUAACAAGGUCUUGACGCUUGCGUCUAACGAACGUAUUCCUUUGAACAGCACAAUGCGACUGCUUUUCGAAAUUUCCAAUCUUCGAACUGCUACUCCCGCUACUGUCUCACGAGCCGGUAUUCUCUUCUUGAACCCCGCUGAUUUGGGUUGGAAUCCUAUCGUUACCUCUUGGAUCGACACACGUGAAGUUCAAGCUGAGCGAGCUAACAUGAUCAUUCUCUUUGAAAAAUAUGUUCCACCAUGUAUUGAAGCUCUCCGUACCAAAUUCAAGACAAUCACUCCCAUUCCAGAAACCGCCUACCUCAACUCUCUGUGCUACCUGCUCGAGUGCUUGUUGACUCCUGAAAAUGUUCCUGAUGGGUCACCAAAGGAUAUCUACGAGCUUUACUUUGUCUGGGCUUGCGUCUGGGCUUUUGGUGGAGCUUUGUUCCAGGAUCAGAUCGUCGAUCAUCGAGUCGAAUUCACCAAGUGGUGGGCUGCAGAAUUCAAAACCAUCAAAUUCCCCUCUCAGGGAACUGUUUUCGACUACUACAUUGCUGAAGACAAGCGAUUUGUUCACUGGUCUGAGAUGUCAGCUGAAGAAAAAUUCGUCUUCGAUCCGGAUAUGCCACUCCAGGCUACAAUGGUUCCAACAGCCGAAACUACUCGAGUUCGAUUCUUUAUGGACAUGCUAAUGGAACGUAAACGGCCCGUCAUGUUGGUCGGUAACGCUGGUUCUGGUAAGACUGUAUUGAUUCAGUCCAAGCUCAACUCUCUUGGCGAUGACUUUGUUGUUGCCAAUGUUCCCUUUAACUUCUACACUACAUCUAUGAUGUUGCAAGGUGUUCUCGAGAAGCCUCUUGAAAAGAAAGCUGGUCGAAAUUUCGGUCCUCCUGGAUCAAAGCGACUUGUCUACUUCAUUGACGAUAUGAACAUGCCCGAAGUCGAUACUUACGGCACUGUGCAGCCUCACACUCUCAUUCGACAACACUUGGACUACUCUCACUGGUAUGAUCGAGCCAAGCUUUCUCUCAAAGAAAUCCACAACUGUCAGUACGUUUCGUGUAUGAACCCUACCGCUGGUUCUUUCACCAUCAAUCCUCGACUUCAACGACACUUCUCCGUUUUCGCCAUCUCUUUCCCUGGUCUCGAUGCUUUGGAAUCGAUCUACAAGCAGAUCUUCGACCAGCAUUUGAGCAUGAACAAAUUCAACGCUAACUGCACGAAAAUUGUCGAGCCUCUUAUCAAAGCGGCACUUGCUGUUCACACGAAGGUUUCUACUACUUUCCUUCCAACGGCCAUCAAGUUCCACUACAUUUUUAACCUUCGAGAUUUAUCAAACAUCUUCCAGGGUAUGCUUUUCUCUGGCACAGAUGUGUUCAAGACUCCUGCCUCCAUUGCUCGACUUUACAUGCACGAAGCGACUCGAGUCUACUGUGAUAAAUUCACGGAGAAGACCGAUAUCGAAACAUACGAAGGCCUUCUCCAGGAAAUCUGCAAGAAAGAAUUUGGCGAUCUCGAUCAAGAGGAACUUUUCGCUCAGCCUCUUAAAUUCUGUCACUUUGCUCAAGGAGUCGGAGAGCCAAAAUAUGCUGCCAUUGAUAGCUGGGAAGGAAUCAAUAAGAUUCUUACCGAAGCUCUCGACAGCUACAAUGAUGUCAAUGCCGCCAUGAAUCUUGUUCUUUUCGAAGACGCCAUGAGCCAUAUCUUGCGAAUCAGUCGAAUCUUGGAAAUGCCUCGUGGAAAUGCUCUUCUCGUUGGUGUUGGUGGUUCAGGAAAGCAGUCGCUUUCACGACUAGCCGCCUUUAUCUCAAGUUUGGACGUAUUCCAAAUUCAAUUGCGAAAGGGCUACAGCAUCUCUGAUCUCAAGGUCGACCUUGCAUCUCAGUAUAUCAAGGCUGGUGUCAAGAAUCAACCUGUUAUGUUCCUCAUGACAGACGCUCAAGUGCCUCAGGAAGAUUUCCUCGUCCUUAUCAACGAUUUACUGGCUUCUGGUGAAAUUCCGGAUCUGUUUGCUGAUGAUGAAUUGGAAGAAAUUAUUUCUGGCGUCCGAAACGAUGUAAAAGCAACUGGAAUGGAAGAUUCAAGAGAAAACUGUUGGUCAUUCUUCAUUGAACGAGUUCGAAGACAACUCAAGGUCGUUCUUUGCUUUUCACCAGUCGGUGUUAAACUUCGAGUCCGAGCACGAAAGUUCCCAGCUCUUGUCAACUGCACUUCGAUUGAUUGGUUCCACGAGUGGCCCGCUGAUGCCCUACGAUCUGUAUCACUUCGAUUGCUCAAUGAAAUCGAAGAAGUACCCGCGGAACUCAAGGUCUCGGUAUCUGAAUUUAUGGCAUUCGUCCAUACGACUGUGAAUGAAAAAUCCAAUCAGUAUCUUGAAAACGACAGAAAAUACAACUACACGACUCCAAAGUCGUUCUUGGAGCAGAUCAAACUCUAUGAAAAUCUUUUGCGAGCGAAAAAGAAAGAACUUCUCGCAAAAAUGGAACGUUUGGAAAAUGGUCUCCAGAAACUUCAAUCUACUGCUGCUCAGGUCGACGAUCUCAAGGGAAAACUGGCCUCGCAAGAAGUUGAGUUGAAGAUCAAAAACGAAAAUGCUGAUAAACUUAUUGUCGAAGUCGGUAUCAAAACCGAAAUUGUCGAGAAAGAAAAGGCCUUCGCCGAAGUUGAGGAAGAAAAAGUCGCUGUUAUCAACAAAGAAGUCUCCAUCAAAAGAGAAGAUUGUGAACGUGAUCUUGCCGCCGCCGAACCAGCCCUUGUUGCUGCCCAAGAAGCCUUGAACACUUUGAACAAGAAUAACUUGACUGAGUUGAAGUCCUUCGGUUCUCCACCACCUGCCGUUGUCAACGUCGUUUCUGGUGUCAUGGUCCUUCUCGCUCCUGGCGGAAAGGUUCCAAAAGAUCGAUCAUGGAAGGCCGCCAAAUCUACCACCAUGGCUAACGUUGGUCAGUUCCUCGACGCCCUUGUUAAUUAUGACAAAGAAAACAUCCCCGAGACUUGUCUCAAGGCUAUUCAGCCUUACCUCGACGAUCCUGAUUUCAACCCUGAGUUUAUCAAGGCCAAGUCAUCUGCUGGUGCCGGUCUUUGUUCGUGGGUCAUCAAUAUUGUCUCUUUCUACCGAAUCUUCUGUGACGUCGAGCCCAAGCGUAAUGCGCUCGCUCAGGCCAACGCCGAUCUCGCUGCUGCUACUGAGAAACUCGAAGGUAUCAGAGCUAAACUCAAGGAACUCAACGACAACAUGGCCGAGCUUAACGCCAAGUUCGAAAAGGCAACGAACGAUAAACUUCGUUGUCAGCAAGAAGCCGAUGCAACUCAAGCUACCAUCUCUCUCGCCAAUCGACUUGUCGGUGGUCUCGCCUCCGAAAAUGUCCGAUGGGCCGAGUCCGUUGCUCUUUUCAAAGAACAGGAGAAAAUGCUUCCUGGUGAUGUCUUGCUCAUUACAGCUUUCGUCUCUUACUUCGGUUACUUCACCAAGAAAUAUCGAGUUGAGAUGAUGAACGAGUGUUUCUUGCCCUUCAUCGGAAAACUUUCAACUCCUAUCCCUAUCACUCCAGAUCUCGACCCAAUUUCUAUGUUGACCGAUGAUGCUGAUGUCGCUUCCUGGAACAACGAAGGUCUCCCAGCCGAUCGUAUGUCCAAAGAAAAUGCUACCAUUCUUUGCAACUGUGAGCGAUGGCCACUUAUGGUUGAUCCUCAGCUCCAGGGUAUCAAGUGGAUCAAGAAACGAUAUGAAGGAAAACAAUUCCAAAUUGUUCGACUUGGAACACGAGGUUACCUCGAAACCAUUGAAAGAUCAGUGUCAAAUGGUGAUGUGGUUUUGAUUGAGAAUCUUCCUGAAUACACCGAUCCCGUCCUUGAUCCUUUGCUUGGACGAAACACCAUUAAAAAGGGUCGAUACAUCAAAAUUGGUGACAAGGAAGUCGACUACCAUCCCAACUUCAAACUCAUUCUUCACACCAAAUUGGCCAAUCCUCAUUACCAGCCCGAAAUGCAGGCCCAGUGUACUCUGAUCAACUUUACCGUCACUCGAGAAGGUCUUGAAGAUCAGCUCCUCGCUGAUGUCGUCCGUGCUGAACGUCCUGAUCUCGAAGAGCUCAAGGCUGAACUCACCACACAACAGAAUGAGUUUAAGAUUACUUUGAAGAGACUCGAAGAUGAUCUCCUCGCUCGUCUGUCUUCUGCUUCUGGAAAUUUCCUCGGCGACACUGCACUUGUCGAAAAUCUCGAAAUUACCAAGAAGACUGCUACAGAAAUUGAGGUGAAAGUCAAGGAAGCAAAGGUUACCGAACAGAACAUUAACGAAGCUCGUGAGCACUAUCGAUCUGCUGCUAACCGAGCCUCGCUUCUCUAUUUCAUUCUUGAUGAUCUCAACAAGAUUCAUCCCAUGUACCAGUUCUCUCUCAAGGCCUUCAACGUCGUCUUUGCCAAGUCCAUCGAGAAAGCCGAAAAAGCUGAACAGGUCAAACAGCGAGUCAACAACCUUAUUGACUCCGUCACCUUCUCCGUUUACGUCUACGCCACUCGAGGUCUCUUCGAAAAGGACAAGCUUACCUUUACCGCGCAAGUCGCUUUCCAGAUCUUGCUCAACAAAGGUGAAAUCAACCCAGCCGAGCUGGACUUCCUUCUCCGAUUCCCUGCUAAGCCCGAUCAAGGAUCACCAGUUGAUUUCUUGUCCAACAUUGGUUGGGGCGGUGUCAAGACUCUGUCUGACAUGGAAGAAUUCCGCGGUCUCGAUCGAGAUAUUGAAGGAUCUGCUAAGCGAUGGAAGAAAUUCAUCGAAUCUGAAUGUCCCGAGAAGGAAAAAUUCCCUCAAGAAUGGAAGAGCAAGUCAUCACUUCAGAAACUCUGCAUGAUGCGUUGCUUCCGACCUGAUCGAAUGACAUACGCAGUAACCGAGUUUAUCGGUGAGAAACUUCACCCCAAGUACACAGAAAAUCGAGCUGUUCCUUUCGCUACUUCAUAUGAAGAAACCGGUCCUGGAACUCCUUGCUUCUUCAUUCUCUCCCCUGGUGUCGAUCCCCUCAAGGAUGUCGAGGCUGUCGGUAAGAAAAUCGGCUUUACUUUCGACAAGCGAAACUUCCACAACGUCUCUCUUGGUCAAGGUCAAGAAAUCGUCGCUGAGCAGGCCAUGGAACUUGCUGCUAAAGAAGGUCACUGGGUCAUUCUUCAGAACGUCCAUCUGGUCUCUAAGUGGCUUCCAACUCUUGAAAAGCUCCUUGAAAACUACGCCAUCGGAUCUCACCCUGAUUUCCGAAUGUAUCUUUCUGCUGAGCCUGCUGGUACUCGAGAGUCUCACAUUAUGCCUCAGGGUAUUCUUGAGAACUCCAUCAAGAUUACCAACGAACCUCCAACCGGUAUCCUUGCCAAUCUCCACAAGGCCCUCGAUAACUUCGAUCAAGAAACCAUGGAAUCUUGCUCGCGAGAGAACGAGUUCAAGUCAAUCCUCAACUCAGUCUGCUACUUCCACGCUGUUGUUUGUGAACGACGAAAGUUCGGACCUCAAGGUUGGAACCGACCAUACCCAUUCAACGUUGGUGAUCUUACAAUUUCCAUUGACGUCCUUCGAAACUAUUUGGAGGUCAACUCCAAGGUCCCAUGGGACGAUCUUCGAUACCUCUUUGGCGAGAUUAUGUACGGUGGACAUAUUACUGAUGAUUGGGAUCGACGUCUUUGCCGAACCUAUCUUCAGGAAUACAUGCACCCCGAUCAGCUUGAAGGUGAGCUCUACCUCGCUCCUGGCUACGCUGUUCCAUCUAACAUGGACUACAACGGUUACCACGCUUACGUCAACGAAAACUUGCCUCCAGAGUCUCCAUACUUGUAUGGCCUUCACCCCAACGCUGAAAUUGGUGUGUUGACGAAGACUUCCGAAGAACUCUUCCGAACAUUGCUUGAAAUGCAGCCUAAGGAUUCUGGCGGAUCUGGUUCUGGCGCGAUGACCAUGGAAGAAAAGGUCAAACAAAUGCUUGACGAUAUCAUGGAAAAACUCCCCGACGAGUUCAACCUCUACGAAAUGCAAAGCAAGGUCGAAGAAAUCACUCCAUACACUGUUGUUGCCCUUCAGGAAUGCGAGCGUAUGAAUCUUCUGAUCAACGAAAUCCGUCGAUCGCUCAAGGCCGUGAACUUGGGUCUCAAGGGUGAACUGACAAUCACUCCUCAAAUGGAAGCGCUCAUGAAUGCCUUUUUCGUCGAUCAGGUUCCCGAAACUUGGCAGAAACGAGCCUACCCAUCUAUGCUUGGUUUGACCGCCUGGUAUGGUGACUUGCUCAACAGAAUCAAGGACCUCGACGCUUGGUCCGCUGACUUCGUCAUGCCCAACUCUCUCUGGCUUGGUGGUCUCUUCAACCCUCAGUCCUUCCUUACUGCUAUUAUGCAGUCGAUGGCGCGAAAGAACGAAUGGCCUCUGGAUAAAAUGGCUCUGUCCGUCGAUGUCCUCAAGAAAGCCAAGGACGAUAUCAACGCUCCUCCACGAGAAGGUGCUUACAUCCACGGUUUGUUCAUGGAAGGUGCUCGAUGGGAUACUCAAGCUGGUUCGAUCAACGAGUCCAAACUCAAGGAACUCACCCCAGCCAUGCCUGUUCUCUUCGUCAAGGCUGUCCCCAUUGACCGUCUUGAAACCAAGAACAUGUACGAGUGCCCCGUCUACAAGACCCGAGACCGAGGACCAAACUACGUCUGGACCUUCAACCUCAAGACCAAGGAGUCCGCAAACAAGUGGGUCCUUGGUGGCGUCGCACUUCUCCUCGCCGACUAA
Oikopleura dioica is the source of this 13251-nucleotide messenger RNA. The record is from the annotation of a GenBank genome assembly. Lineage: Eukaryota; Metazoa; Chordata; Appendicularia; Copelata; Oikopleuridae.